Molecule: messenger RNA, 1370 nt
Organism: Bactrocera latifrons
Lineage: Eukaryota; Metazoa; Arthropoda; Insecta; Diptera; Tephritidae
Product: gastrula zinc finger protein XlCGF44.2-like
Exons: 2
Coding region: 83-1270 (395 amino acids)
Biological process (GO): regulation of transcription by RNA polymerase II
Cellular component (GO): nucleus
Molecular function (GO): DNA-binding transcription factor activity, RNA polymerase II-specific; RNA polymerase II transcription regulatory region sequence-specific DNA binding
Source: RefSeq, a predicted model, not a curated record
UCGCCAUAUUCUUUCAUUGUUAUACAUUGCAUGGUACGAAAUACAUUAUUUACCAUUAAUAGUAUUGAGUUCCUUUACGAAUAUGAGAUGUUAUUCUGGUGAUGAUUUUGAAAUUUCAAUUAGUCAGAUACAAAGGGUUGAAAAAUGUUGUAUAUGUCAGGAGCACUCGUCAUCUUUUACUAUAGUGGAGAAAUCAUACAUUGGGACGCCACCUAUUUCAACAAGUGAUUUACUGCUACAAUGUUUUGAUUCACUGGAUAAAUGUCGCCUAGUACUUGGCGAGCAGCCUUCAAAUAACUUCAUAUGUGACUCUUGUGAAAAGCUCCUUAUUGAGUUUUAUGACGCCGUGAAAACUGUUUCGAUUCGACGAAAUAAGUUCCUUGAUCGAGUUAAAGAUAAGAAUAAAGCAACAGAUGAAAUAGAAUAUUUUGUAAUUAUUGAAUCAACCAAAAACGAUGCAAUUUCGCCUCAUCCAACAACUAACCGUGUGAUAGAACAUGAGCCAAAUUCAUAUCCUUCAGAAGACGAGUUUGUUAAAAUUAUUGAUUCAGAUGAUGAACAUUUGACCCUAAGUAUUUCAGAAGACGAAUUUGUUAAAGUUAACCAGCCAGCCGAAGAAUUUAAAGAUGAAUGGUCCUCAGAUUGUUCAAUCAACACAGACGCACAAGAAAACCCAGGACAAAUGAGAAACGCCUUGAUAACUAUUGAACGUAUGCCAAAAACAACGCUAAGAUUUUGUUGGCGCUGUGAUAAAAACUUUCCAUCGGAUGAUGCUUUUGAAACUCAUUUAAAAGUGGCUCACACGAAAAGUAAAAAAACUGUUUACUCGUGCCACCAAUGUCAAAAAAAUUUUACAUCUGAAGACGAACAUAAUACACAUAUAUCCAAAUUUCACUAUACUGAUCAGUCACGUUGCGAAAUUUGUGGAGCUUUGUUUGACUCAUCCGUACUUUUGAAUUCACAUAAAAUAGCCCACAAACAGUUGAAGUGUUCCAUAUGUUCGCAAAUGAUGUUAACUCAAAAAAUGCUUCAACGUCAUAUGUUGGUACAUCGUAUGGACAAAAAACACCAAUGUUCAGAAUGCGGAAACAAAUAUAUAUCAAAGACGUUUCUACAAAAGCAUAUGCUGGUCCAUAAAUAUUCUCGUAGCUUCGUAUGUCAGGUUUGCGACUUUCAAUUUAGGACUGCAUGGAAUUUAAAACGCCAUCAAAAGCUACAUUGCCUAGGCGAUAUAAGUCGGAAGCUUGGGGAUAUUAAAGCGCAUACUUAGGUUUUUAGAUUAAAAAUAAUAUUGUAGAAGAAAAUAAUGAAUCGUUUGGUCACAGAAAGCUCAAUUUAAAAAAAUAUGCAAUUAUUCUUUUUAACAUUAA